Moneuplotes crassus is the source of this 1269-nucleotide messenger RNA. The record is from the annotation of a GenBank genome assembly. Lineage: Eukaryota; Ciliophora; Spirotrichea; Euplotida; Euplotidae.
UUUAAUUGAAAUAACUCAGUUAUGGGAACUAAAUACUUACUGUCAAUCCUCCUUCUGUGAGCGGUUUGUCAUGUUGCUCAAGCCAGCAGUGGAUUUGUGACUGUCAAUGGAAGGAAUUUCUACCUUGACGGCAAAAAGUACUUCUAUAUCGGUACAAACUAUUGGCACGGAAUGAACCUUGGAGCUCCAUCUUCAGGAAAUCAAACUAGACUCACUGAAGAGCUUGACCAAUUACAGGAAUAUGGGAUUAAAAAUCUCAGAAUCAUGGGGAGUACCCAAGGACCAGACAAUAAAAGUAAGAGAAUAGUCCCAUCUCUCGAAUAUGAACAAGGAAAAUACAAUGAAGAUAUCUUCGAAGGUCUAGAUACUUUCCUCUACGAGAUGGGAAUAAGAGACAUGAAAGCUGUUGUUACUCUCAAUAAUUUUUGGGAAUGGUCUGGUGGGUUCCCACAAUAUUUUGAAUGGUACAAAGGACACUACAAUUUAUAUCCAACUGGAUUUUACAAGGAUUCUACAUUGACGAGCAAGCUAGAUGAUUUCAUCAGAGUAAUUAUCAACAGAGAAAAUACAGCUUAUAAGAAGUAUGAAGGCAAAACAGUGCUGUAUAAAGAUGAUCCUACGAUCAUGGCUUGGCAGUUAGCAAACGAACCUAGAGCAGGAGAUUGUACUGAUUGGGUAAAAUGGAUCAACCAUACUAGCACACUGAUUAAAGAACUUGCUCCAAAGCAACUAGUAUCUAUUGGAAAUGAAGGCACAAUCACUGGCUGCAGUGAGAGAGGAAAUCAUGUUGAAAACAUAGACUACAUCACUUUUCAUGCUUGGGCUCAGAACUGGGGAUGGUACUCACCUCAUUCUAGAAAUGGCCUCAAUAACGGAAUCUCAAGAGCUCAGGGAUACAUUACUUCUAAUGUGAAUUUGAAUAAAAAUAGGAACAAACCUAUGGUUCUUGAAGAGUUUGGAUUAGCCAGAAAUGGAAAUUCUUAUGAUCCGGCAUCUGAAUGCGAUAUCAGAAAUGAUUAUUAUGACGGAGUGUUUUCCAAGGUAUACGAUUUCGCCACAGAUGAAUCUCUCAUGAGCGGAGCUAACUUCUGGGCAUACGGAGGUACAGGGAGACCCAGAAGCAAUGGUGGAUGGUGGAAAGAAGGUGAUGAUCUCAUUGGAGACCCCCCACAUGAAAGACAAGGAUGGUAUACAGUUUAUAACACAGAUCAAUCAACUCUUGAUCUCUUAAAGAAAUGGACUACUAAAUUUGAUGAGUUAUGCCAAUAA